Messenger RNA from Coffea eugenioides, 1467 nucleotides. RefSeq names its product calcium sensing receptor, chloroplastic. Bases 92 to 1303 code for a protein of 403 amino acids. Gene Ontology annotation, biological process: de-etiolation; cellular response to calcium ion; regulation of stomatal closure. NCBI's taxonomy places the organism in Eukaryota, Viridiplantae, Streptophyta, Magnoliopsida, Gentianales, Rubiaceae. The transcript has 6 exons. The record is from RefSeq and is a predicted model, not a curated record.
CGACCCACCAACCAACCAAUCGACCGAUCAAAACACACACACAACACACACUGACUGACUGAAGGAGCGGUGGCAAGAGGCUGAAGGUGUGAUGGCCCUCAGAGCUUCUUCAGCCACCGCUAGACCACAACUUCCUUCUCCUCCACCACUUCCAUCUUCUUCUUCACCGUCCAAAACUUUUGUUCCCAUUACCAACAUCCCACCAAGUAGUAAUCAGUUUAAGUCCAACCCUUUAGUAGUCUCACUCCCUACUUCGACUGCUCUAUCUAUACUUACACUCUUCUCAGCUCCAUCAUAUGAAGCUAGAGCUAUUAGCCUCCCUAAGGAACAAAUAGUCUCUUCUCUCGAUCAGGUGGAGUCAGCGAUUGAUCAAGUUCAAGAUGUGGGUUCGAGUAUAUUUGAUGUCGCGGGGAAAGUGAUUGGUGCUGCGGUUGAAGUUGUGAAGCCUGGGAUUGAUGCUGCAUUGCCUAUUUUAAAGCAGGCAGGAGAGCAAGCUCUGAAGCUUGCUUCCCCUGCAAUUUCAGAGGCAUCUAAGAAAGCUCAAGAGGCAAUUCAGAGCUCUGGCAUUGACACAGAGCCUGUGAUAACUGCAGCUAAGACGGUUUCUGAUGUAGCACAACAAACUACCAAAGUGAUUGAAGAUGCCAAGCCUGUAGCCUCAUCUGCUGUGGAAACCAUCUUAUCAGCUGACCCUAUUACAAUUGUAGGUGCUGGUGGUGCCCUAUUCUUUGCGUAUCUCCUGCUUCCUCCUGUCUUUUCUGCCAUCUCUUUCAGUCUUCGAGGGUACAAGGGUGAUCUGACUCCUACUCAGACACUGGAUCUAAUGUCUACCAAGAAUUACAUUUUGAUUGAUAUUAGACCUGUGAAGGAUAAGGACAAAGCUGGAGUUCCUCGCCUUCCAUCAAGUGCUAAAAGCAAAAUUGUCUCAAUUCCAUUGGAAGAAUUACCUAGCAAGCUAAAAAGUCUAGUGAGAAGUGUAAAGAAAGUAGAAGCUGACUUGGUGGCUUUAAAGAUUUCAUAUCUCAAGAAGAUCAAUAAAGGUUCCAACAUUGUCAUCAUGGACUCGUACUCAGAUGCUGCUAAGAUAGUUGCAAGAACACUUACGAAUCUUGGCUUCAAGAACACCUGGGUUGUGGCUGAUGGCUUCUCUGGAAGCAAAGGGUGGUUGCAGAGUCGGCUAGGAGCAGAUUCUUACAAUGUAUCCUUUGCUGAAGUCAUAUCACCAUCCAGAAUUAUCCCUGCUUCUGCCAGACGUUUAGGUACGACAAGCUCAGCCAAAUUGCUUCCGGGAAGUUCUGAUUGACUUCCUUUUGGGCUUGCAAACGCGAUUAGACCAUGAUCCUAGUGUGGUGUUCUUCAUGGUCACGCUUUUUGUAAAUUGAGUAAUUUCCUGUAAAAUUUGUUCAUCAUAGUAACUUAUCAUUUCAUGCUCAAUGAAGUCUUAUUAGAAUUUCUGCUUCUUGCCUA